AUGCGUUUUCAGUCCUCUCUUUCUGCCCUGACCCUGGCUGUGGCCGUCGAGGCGGCUGCCGUGGAGCCUCGCGCGACGACGACUACCACCUCGACUUCGUCGACCACUACCGGGCCAAACUGGUUCCAGACCACGCCGGAAUUGUAUGCUGGUACCACGGAGACUGGAUCCGCCCCCUUCCUGGCAGAGACCAACCCGGUGACCUUUACCGGCGUGUCGUAUACCCCCAACUAUCCUCUGCAGACCUCGGAGCCGAUUCAGGGGGCAAAUGGGCAGAACAUCUUCCACUGGAUGGGGAACCUCAGCCCCUACUACCCCAGUGUGGAUGGCUUUGGAGUGGAAGAGUACCCCCUUCCUAGCGGGACCAAUAUCACCCAGAUGCAUCUGCUGCAACGCCAUGGGUCCCGCUACCCAUCCUCGUCGGAAGGUUUGGCCACCUGGGGCGAGAAGAUUAUGAACCUGACCGCCAAGGGCACCAAGUUUACCGACAACCUGGCCUUCUUGAAUGACUGGAGUUACGGCCUCGGUCUCGAAAUCCUCGUGGCUCGCGGCCGGCAGGAGCUGUUCGACAGCGGUAUCCUGAACUGGUACAAUUACGGCAAGCUGUACAACAGCAGCAGCAGCCACAAGCUGGUGGCCCGGACGACCACGGAGGAUCGCAUGCUCAAGAGCGCGGAGAACUUUCUGGCCGGCUUCUUCGGCCUGGACUGGACCGAGUACGCCAACCUGCUCCCGAUCAUCGAGGAAGUCGGGUACAACAACUCGCUGAUCGGCAUGUACGCCUGUGACAAGGCGCUCGAGUGGGAGGAGAGCAGCCUGAUGAUGGAACCCAUCGAGGAAUGGAUGGAAACCUACCUCAAGGACAUCACCGCCACGCUCAAAAAGCAGGCCGGUGGUUACGACUGGACUGUUGCCGACUCGUACGACGCGCAGGCACUGUGCGCCUAUGAAACCGUCAGCUUCGGCUACAGCCCGUUCUGCGAGUUGUUCGACUUUGCCCAUUGGAAGGAUUACAGCUACCUCAUCGACAUUGAGUUUGCUGUCAUGAGCGGGUUUGCCAGUCCCGCGGGCCGCGCGCAGGGCAUCGCCUGGGUAGAGGAGUUCCUGGCCCGGGUGCAGGGUCACCUACUGACCGUCACGGACACCGACGCCAACAUGACGCUGGACACCAACGAGGUGACCUUCCCGACGGACCAGACGCUGUACUUCGACUUUGCGCAUGACGCGAGCAUCGUCUCGACGCUGACGGCGUUUGGCUUUGAACAGUUCGCGGGCUCCCUACCAGUCACGGGCCCGCCGGCCGACCAGGAGUUCUUUACCAGCAAGAUCGUCCCCUUUGCCGGCCGGAUCAACAUUGAGAUCAUUCGUGCACCCCACAAGGUGCCCGCCAAGCGGCCCACGGGCUCGCAGGCGGAGGCGUAUGUCGCCGGAACGUCGGAGACGUACUACGUGCACUUCCUGUUGAACCAGCGCACCCUGCCGCUGCACUCCAGCUUCACCGGGUGCGAGUACCGCGAUGACGGGUGGUGUGAGCUGGACACCUUCCUGGCCAUCCAGAAGGACAGCCUGGCGCAGAGCCAGUUCGACUAUGCGUGCAACGGGAACUACACCUUUACGUCCUAUGGGACCGUCACCAACGGAGUUCCUGCUUAA
Penicilliopsis zonata CBS 506.65 is the source of this 1653-nucleotide messenger RNA. RefSeq lists its product as hypothetical. Bases 1 to 1653 code for a protein of 550 amino acids. Gene Ontology annotation, molecular function: acid phosphatase activity. NCBI's taxonomy places the organism in Eukaryota, Fungi, Ascomycota, Eurotiomycetes, Eurotiales, Aspergillaceae. The transcript has 3 exons. The record is from RefSeq and is a predicted model, not a curated record.